AUGGGUGAUCAUCUACCAGCUUGUGUCAUUGAUGUCGGAACGGGCUACACGAAGCUAGGCUUUGCCGGCAACAAGGAACCGCAGUUUAUCAUUCCGUCAGCCAUAGCGAUAAAAGAAACUGCUAAAGUUGGCGACCAAAGCACUCGGCGUAUGACUAAGGCCGUAGAGGACUUAGAUUUCUUCAUCGGCGAUGAAGCGUUUGACGCCACCGGGUACUCUGUAAAGUAUCCCGUGCGCCACGGUCUAGUUGAAGAUUGGGAUCUAAUGGAGCGUUACAUUGAACAGUGUAUCUUCAAAUACUUGAGAGCGGAACCCGAAGAUCACCAUUUCUUGCUGACUGAGCCUCCACUAAACACGCCUGAAAACAGGGAGUACCUAGCUGAGAUUAUGUUUGAGUCAUUCAAUGUGCCUGGUCUGUAUAUCGCUGUGCAGGCCGUGUUGGCUCUUGCAGCGUCCUGGAAGUCGCGUACAUCCGCGGAACGUACGUUCACAGGCAUUGUAGUGGACAGUGGUGAUGGUGUCACCCAUAUUGUGCCUGUAGCUGAAGGGUAUGUCAUUGGAUCAUGUAUCAAACACAUACCCAUCGCUGGUCGUAACAUUACCUCGUUUAUUCAAUCUCUACUUCGUGAGCGUGAAGUAGGCAUCCCACCAGAACAAAGUUUGGAGACUGCUAAAGCUAUUAAGGAGAGAUACAGUUACAUUUGUCCAGACAUAGCAAAGGAGUUUGCUAAAUAUGAUGCAGACCCCGGUAAAUGGAUGAAGAACUACACUGGUAUUAAUGCUAUCACUAAGAACCCUUUCUCUGUUGAUGUUGGUUAUGAAAGGUUCUUGGGUCCAGAGAUAUUCUUCCACCCUGAGUUCUCCAAUGCUGACUUCACUGUUCCUCUUAAUGAGAUGGUAGAUGAAGUCAUUCAGUCGUGCCCCAUUGAUGUGAGGAGAGGGUUGUAUGGGAACAUUGUGUUGUCUGGUGGGUCGACCAUGUUCAGGGACUUUGGUAGGAGACUGCAGCGUGACAUCAAGCGGACUGUUGAUGCGAGACUGAAGCUGUCUACUACGCUGUCAGAAGGACGUAUUACUCCUAAACCUGUUGAUGUGCAAGUUAUAUCACACAAUAUGCAGCGCUAUGCUGUGUGGUUUGGAGGCAGUAUGUUGGGCUCAACUCCGGAGUUCUAUCAGGUGUGCCACACGAAGCAGGCGUACAUGGAGUACGGCCCCAGCAUCUGCAGGCACAACCCAGUAUUUGGCACCAUGACAUAA
This is a messenger RNA of Spodoptera littoralis (African cotton leafworm), 1257 nucleotides long. Lineage: Eukaryota; Metazoa; Arthropoda; Insecta; Lepidoptera; Noctuidae. The record is from the annotation of a GenBank genome assembly.